Messenger RNA from Anarrhichthys ocellatus (wolf-eel), 7252 nucleotides. RefSeq names its product transmembrane protein 132E (gene tmem132e). The transcript has 9 exons. The record is from RefSeq and is a predicted model, not a curated record. NCBI's taxonomy places the organism in Eukaryota, Metazoa, Chordata, Actinopteri, Perciformes, Anarhichadidae. The coding region runs from base 987 to 4259 and encodes 1090 amino acids.
CAGGCAGUCCUGAUACCCCUCCCCCCCCGGCCGCCGGUAUCCCCUUAUUCUCAUGGAUUUCUCAUGGGGCUGAAGCAGACAAAAUGGGGGAGGAGGAGGUGAUGGGGGGGGAGGAGGAGGAGCAGGGAAGGAGAGCUAGGCUAAUUCAUCAAUAAUCUUUACCUAAUCCCUCCCCUUCUCCUUCUCACUCUCUUACUCUCCCUCUCUGCCUAGGGGCAUUCAAGCAAUACAUCCAUCCCCCGCCCCACCUCUCACACACACACACACACACACACACACACAAAGCCCUUACAGACAAACUUGCACACACACAUAUGGGUCUGUCUCAACACGUCCAGAGGGAGGGGAUGAAUCGAGCUGCAGAGUGUUAUUUCUUUCGCCUCCAUAUGUGUGUCGGCGUGCGUGUGUGUGAGUGUGUGCGAGUGUGUGGGGUGUAAGUUGAGUCCUCUGGGGGCAGUGUGUCUUAGCUCAGACCAGGAGCUCAAAUGGUGAUUAUAGACUAGAGACUAGGUGUGGCAAGAUGGGGCGGCGUCAGAGGCUUUGUCUAUAGUUCCCGUACAGCCCACCAACCGGGAGGAGGCUCUGCUGUCUAUCACGGUCCGCCCCGGAGCCAUGCUCAGUCUGGGAUUGAACGAGCUGCCGCGUGGGGCUGAACCGCUCUCAAACCGAGACCUAAGCCACGGUGAAUCAGACGAGCACAAGUUCAAGAAGCUCGAGGGAACCUUUGUAGCCAGAUACAAGAACAUGACCAAGUGAAGAACUGCUGGAGCAUAUCUCUUUUCCUUUCUUUCUUUUUGUGUUUUUUUUUACAACCCUCAUUUAUUCUUCUUUUGCAACUCAUGACAAAGAUGUUCUGUGGAGUUCUAGCUGAGUAACACACCUUUUGAAGAGGCUUUCCUUUUUGCAGGAAUUGAAAAAGAGCCUCUUGAUCUUUAUUUUUUUUCAGAUUCAAAGGAUACGAUUUCAAUGAUAAAACCAUUUGGAAUAUGGGACUUUUAAUCUAUGAUUUGGACCAUAGGGACAGGCAACUCUGUUUUUGUGCUCAGCUCUGGGUAAUUUUGAUAACUCUUGCAGGUAAAAUCUCUCCGACCAGCUCCGAUGCUCUCCUCAGCUCCUCAGCGGUGACCGCCAGUCCCUCGCCACCCAAUGUGUACCUCCCCGCCAACUUCAAAAUGUCCAAUGCACAACUGGCUUUCUUCCUGCGGGAGGCUCAGAUCACAGGACAGACAUUUGGCGGCGGCAGGGGCAGCAGAGGCCCGAGCACUGGACACCCGCUGCAGCGCUCUGAGAGUUUCGUGGUUUUCCAGACAAAAGACCUCCCCGCCAUCAACAUAACCUUCGGGCCUUUUGCCCGGGACCAGGCCCUGUCCAAGGAGUUGCUCCAGCCAGCCAGCCCGCUGGAUAUUCCCGGCCAGCUGACCGUCAACUGGAAGGUGAGGGCCUUCAUUGUCCAGGCGCGGGUCUUCUCCAACAACCCCACAGUCCAGGUGUUUUUCUACAUCGCCGGCCGCGACUGGGAUGACUUCAAAGCGCAGGACCAGCUGCCCUGCGUCCGUCUGCACGCCUUCCGGGACGUCCGCGAAAUCAAAACCUCCUGCCGCAUGAAAGGCAACCUGGCGCAGUGCUUGGCCCAGCUGGACCUGCCCCCGUCCUGGUUUAACACCAACGUGGCCCCGCUUGGUCGGAGGAAAGGCUCCACCGACGGGCUCUUGGAUGGGCUCACCAGCGAGACCCUGCAGGCGGAGCUCUACUACACGCUCCACGGGCCCAGUCUGGAUGGGGAGUGCAUUGAGGGCUCAGGUCAUAGGGGUGGUGGUGUUUCCAGGGGAGAGCCUCUGUCACAGCACCCCCUGCUGCGCAUCGGGAGCAUCAGCCUGUACCAGGCCAGCCAGGAGCAGCUGCUGGUGGACAAGCAGUUGGACAAGAACAUGUUCCUCAGGCUGCCCGAGAAGCCCCUGAAGCCCGGAGAAACCCUCAAAAUCUUCCUCUACCUGAUGCCCAACUCCACUGUGGAGCAGUUCACCCUCAGGGUCAAAGCAAAGAAAGGGGUGAACCUGCUCGAGACCAAGUCAAAGAACGCCCAGUGGACGGUGGACUGGGAGAUUCAGUCCGGCGCCAAGCACUCCAUCACCACCAUCGAUGUGAACAAGAACAAAGCAGUCAAACAGGGGGAGGUUUUGGGCAACGUGGAGGUGAUGCAGUUGGAUUUCGAGAUGGAGAACUUCACCAGCCUCUCGGUGACCAGACGGAUCAACUGGAACAUCGACUACAAGGGGCAGAACCCGCCUCCCGAUUCAGAGAAGGUUGUGACGGAGCUGACGGUGGUGCAGCGAGACAUCCAGGCCAUCAUUCCUCUGGCCAUGGACACUGAGAUUAUCAACACGGCCAUCCUGACCGGACGCACCGUGGCCAUUCCCGUCAAAAUGGUCUCCAUAGAGAUGAAUGGAGCGGUGACUGACGUCUCCGCCUUUGUGCAGUGCAAGUCCUCCAACGAAGACAUUGUUAAGGUGUCCAUGAAUUGCGACUACGUGUUCGUGAACGGGAAGGAGACGCGGGGAUCCAUGAGUGCGAGGGUGAUCUUCAGCUACGAGCACCUGAGCGCACCACUGGAGCUGACCGUCUGGGUGCCCAAACUCCCCCUGCAGGUGGAACUCUCUGACAACAAUCUCAGCUUCAUCAAAGGCUGGAGGGUUCCCAUUCUGCCCGAUCGAAGGAGCACCAGAGACAGCGACGCAGACGACGAAGACGACGAGCGCCGGGUGAGCCGAGGCUGCACCCUGCAGUACCAGCGGGCCCUGGUCAAGGUGCUGACCCAGUUCCACACCACCUCCACAGAGGGCACCGACCAGGUCAUCACUAUGCUGGGGCCCGACUGGCAGGUGGACGUCACGGACCUGGUCCAGGACUCGCUGAAGGUGGCCGACCCCAGAAUAGCUGAGCUGGUGGACAGGACCGUGUUGGUGGGUCUGGAGCUGGGAUCCACGGUGCUGAAGGUGGAGUCUCCGCUGGCAGUGGAUGCGGUGUUGGGAGAGUCUGCAUUCUCGGUCACGGAUGACAAGGUUUCCAUCACAGAGAUGCGUGUUCACGGCAUCUCCGGCCUGACCCUGUCACUGCAGCCCAGCCCCGGGAACAGCCACACCAUGGUGGCCAAGGCAACCGGCGUCCAGACGCUCAUGGCUCCCAAGCAGGAGGCCAGUUUGUCCAUCUGGAUGCUUUUCAGUGACAACACAGCUGCCACUCUGACUUACUUUGAUCCUAAAGACUACAACCUUAAUGCGUCCACACUGGAUGACAGAGUUGUGUCGGUAUCCCAGGAGCCUCAGCAACGCUGGCCUGUGCUGGUGGCAGAAGGGGAGGGCUCUGGUGAGAUGGUGCGUUUAGAGAUGACCAUCUGUGAGGCCUGCCAGAAGACCAAACGCAAAAGCGUCAUCGCAUCUGCUGCAGUUUAUGUCAAGGUCCGCUUUGGCCCAGAGGAAGAUUCUGAGGAAGAGGCCACCACCGAGGGCGAGAUAGAGCUGACACCCAUUACCAGGCGUCCAAUCAUUGAUCCGAACAUCAGUGGAAGAAUUUACGAGACGUCCAAUGAGCAGCCUGCCAGCGUUCCCAUAGAUUACACCAAUUUCCCCACCAGUAGCAACCAGGAGCGACCGACUGAGAGUGAUGAGGAGGAGGAAGAAGACUUUGUGCAUUCGCCUCGUAAUAUGACUGACCUUGAGAUCGGCAUGUAUGCUCUUCUAGGAGUCUUCUGUCUGGCCAUCUUAGUCUUUCUCAUCAACUGCAUCGUCUUCGUGCUCAAAUACCGCCACAAGCGGAUCCCGCCCGAGGGUCAGGCCAACAUGGACCAUUCCCACCACUGGGUGUUCCUGGGAAAUGGCCAGCCACUGAGGGCCCAGUGUGAUCUGUCACCACAGCAGGUAGAAAGUCCAAGUAACCCUCAGGAGGGCGUACAGACUUGCUGCCAUGGGGACCACCACAGCAGUGGCAGCUCCCAGACUAGCGUUCAAAGUCAGGUGCACGGGCGGGGCGAUGGCAGCUCUGGGGGCUCUACAAAGGAGAACGCCGAGGAGGCCAGUUCACCCACCUCCAAGCGCAAGAGAGUCAAGUUUACCACCUUUACCACCCUUCCCACAGAGGAGCUGCCCUAUAACUCCAUCCCCAUUGCAGAUGAAGAGGACAUUCAGUGGGUUUGCCAGGAUAUGGGCUUUCAAGACCCCGAGGAACUGCAUGAUUACAUGCGCAGAAUAAAAGAAAUAGCCUGAGAUAAGAGAUGCAGCGUGAAGCACAGCUCUCAGCAUUCUAAAGAAACGUUAUUACUAUUUUUCUCUUUUUCACCUACGUGAAAGAUAAUUUUUCACAGACUAAAAGGCCAAUUGUUGUUUUGGUUUAGGGUGUGUUCCAUUUAGUUUGCACAGUGCUGUAAUCUCAUACACGCUCACACAGAGGAGAAUGCAAGGAAGCCAAAGACUUGACCAGAGGAUCUCAAUCACUAGAGAAAUCUGUGAAUCUUGGCUAAAGGUAACAUGUUUCACUGGGAAUCUGAGCCACAGCCAGAGGUGAGAGCUGCUCCAGCGCUCUUAUUUGAUUUUAGAGAAAGCCUGAUAAGGACAGGAAUGUAGAGGAGGUUUGGUAUUGGCUGUGCUUUUGCUGACUCAGUGGGACUCUGAAGUAAUGUACCUACUCCAAACAAAGAUGCCUUUGAUGAACAAAAAACUGUCAAAGACUCUCAUGAAAGCUACGUUUAAAAAAAAUCAUUUUAUUUUUUGCCAAAGUAGAAAAAGCGUUCUUUUAAUGGCGAAACUGUCUUCAUUGUUGUUCUUGGUGCAGCACACUCAUGAUUUGUACUCAUGUUCAUUCCUUACAUUUUUCUACAAUUCAUAGGUAGUCAAAAAGCAGUGCCCUACUACUAGUCCUCUUGGUCCUGAACAAAUCUAAUGCCUUAUAAAAAUGGUCACAGGUCACUUCUUAUAUCAGCGCGGACACCCUGUUUUCUCACUAAGGCUAGAGACGGUGUAAUAAGAUGUAAAGUACUGCAACUGAUCUCCAGCAUGAGGUCAAAUUAGAAAAGAGCUUGUGUAUUGUGAGGAUCUCUAAUGUUCUUUGCAUGGAAGGGGAUCUUGAGGCACAAUCAACUUUUUUUCCAAAUUUGUAAAUGUUUGUAUCAUAAUUAUAUAAUCAUUCAUACACAUGACUAAAGUAAAUAUGUUAUCAUGCAUUUCACGCAUGCCAUGUCAGGCCUACAUACAUGCAGACAUUCCUCUCUAGUAUGUGUAUAUACCGUAUCGAGGGACGAACGUUCAACGAGCUGCUCGGAGCUAGAAGAGCGGGAAACCAGUGGAAGUCUCCAAAAUGUUACAGUCUCAUGGUGAGUAGAUGGUUCCCCUUUUUAACAAAGUGGAAUCACAUUUGACUGUUGAACAUGAGGACUUUGCUAUGCAUCAGAAUUGUAACAGAUGUUAUCUUUUGAUGAUCUAUUUGUCCUCUUCAAGUUGUGUUGCCCUCUAGCCUUUGGGACGAUUAAAAACUUAAAAUGUACUAGUUGGAAACAUUCUCACUGAACACAAGAUCCUCUCCAGGAAAUGUCACGCACCCAAAGAGAAUAUCACUGAAUAAAUUAUUGAUUUUGCUGUAUCUUUUUAAAUCAUGGCCAUCCCAUGUUUUCAUGUUGUUUUUGAAACACACUCCACUGUAGUCCCUAUUUAGUUUAUUCCAGACCAGUGAACUCACAUCUGGAGGUCACAGAUUUGCUUGGACGGGGCAACAGACCUGUAGCAAAGACAUCAGUUGUGUUGCUACUGGCAGAUGAGCUGCGUGGACGGCGUGGGUGUGGUUGUGACGACGCGUUAAAGUAUCUCAGGAAGCUGAUUGGCUUCACUGACAAAUCAAAGUGAUUGAAAACAGCACAGCUAGGCAGCGAACCUGCCGUCUUCUGCAGUGUUAGUUGCUGCUCUGAGAAGUUGAGGGUUUACUGACUUGGGGUUUUAAACGACAAUAAAGCAGAAAAGGGAAAUAUCUGUUGGGUUUAGAAAGAGCAUAGAAUAUCUCAAGUGGUAUUUCAACCAAAACAUUGCGAGGCAGCCAGAAAAAUAGUUGGUGAGAGCAUGACGACUACAGAGCUACUAGUAUUUUUAGUUACGGUUGCCCUGUAAGCGAAGAGUAUGUUUUUUUAGUAGACGAUUGGAGAUGACUCUUAAAAGUCGAUGUUAUUCAAGCUCUGAUCUCACAUAAAACAAGUUAUUUUCAGGACUAAUGAAGCAACCAUGUGAUAAAAAAUUAGUUUCAUCAGUCACUUUCAUUUAGUACUGUUUACUGCAUCUAAGGGCUUGGAUUUUACUUUUAUGUUAACUGACUGAUUUUGGUGGAAACUAACUUGCUCCCUCUGUGGUUAUAAUGAGCUUAAGUUCUAUAUGUCACUCAAAACUGUCACUCAAACAUUUUAUCACCAUCCUUUCUGCUUUUUCUGCCCCCACAGCCAUAUUAAAGACCCAAUCCAGAAUUGUUCUCCCCGAGGCAGCGCUGUAUAAAACAUCUUUAUAUUUGACGCAAAAACACUGAAUUAGACGUGUUGUAUAUUUAAUGUGAAGAUCUGUUUCCUCAGCUCCUGAUUGGCCAUGUGUGACUGCAAAACACAAGUGUGAAGAUGGAAAUGGUUUUCUUGCAGCAACAUUGUAAAUACUGGAGCAAAGCAGGAUAUAACGUUUCUCCUAUCUGGAAGUUGCAAUGAGAUUAUUUUCCAUCAGUAAACCACACCUACAUUGAAUAUUCUACAUGUACAUAGAUCCACAUUUGAUCCUGGAUUGGGACUUUAAGGAUUUGGUUCACUGCAUGCCCUCUCUUUGUUCCAUGUGGUUGAAAUGAAUAAUGACCUGAUUCGAGUGUUUAAUAAUAUUCAAUUUGUGUUAACAUCUAACGACGAGAUGAGACUUUACUUUUGACAGUCCAAGCCCGUCCUUCAGCCACAGCAUCAACAUGACUCGCCAUGAAAUUGAGAGUAGCAGCAGCUUCAAUCUGAACCUUAAAUGAUGCUUUCUCAGGAUGAAUGUAGGAUUCUGAACUAAACCUGGCUGUUCAGUGUUAAUGUGGUCAGCCCAAUCUGAUGACACUACUAUGGCAGAUUAAGUAUCUAAUAGCAGCUUCACACACUGUUUUGAUAGAGGGUUUAUCUUUUUCCCGUUGAUUUACUGACACAGUAUGUAAAUAUGUCGCCCGCGUCUCAAAAAACAUUUUAUUUUUCACAGAAUUCUGACAUCCUACU